Messenger RNA from Corylus avellana, 1550 nucleotides. Its product is annotated as ninja-family protein AFP3. Gene Ontology annotation, cellular component: nucleus. Gene Ontology annotation, biological process: negative regulation of DNA-templated transcription; signal transduction. Lineage: Eukaryota; Viridiplantae; Streptophyta; Magnoliopsida; Fagales; Betulaceae. The record is from RefSeq and is a predicted model, not a curated record.
GCAGAGCUAGUUACAGGUGUUGGGAGUGGUUGUUCUUUGCAGCCUGCAACUUGCAAUACACACUGGUAGGCUUUGGCUCUCUCCCUUCCCCCCUCUGCCUGCCACGUGGACUCUUUGCAAGUGUGUUGUCAAGUUGACAUCUCUGGAAACUUGGGCGCAGAAGAGAAGAGUUAUCUCUCAGUUUCUCACUUUCUCUCAAUUCCAAUAUUUAUUUCAAAUUAAUUCCCUUCCCUUCUCUUUCUCUCUGUUUUCCACCAAAUGAGUUUUUUCUUGUGCUAGCUUCAGUGCUUGUCAGUUCUUGCUGUUUCAACCACAAAAACCAUAAGGACAAAGAAGGAGAAUUUCAGUUCAAUUAUUCACUCUGUUUUUUCUGUGUUCAAAUGGGUGAAGCAAACUGCGGAAAGAGUUUCCAAACCACGCGUCCCAAGAAAAACAAUGAAAACCCAACAAAUCUUUUACUGAGAUUCUCACCGGAGAAGCCCAGGAAAAUCCAACUAUCCAAUUCUGAACCACAACUAGACCUCAGUCUCAGGCUCUCUCUGGGUGGAGUUUACAGUGAGCACUUCAAAGAAAAGCCUAUAACCCGGUCAUCCUCGGUCGCCGGAGUAAUGACCAAGAAGGUUAUUGCCGGCGACUCCAACUCGACCCUGCCGGGAAUCUUUCUUUCUUUGACGAGAUCUUGCUCGCUGCCCGUGGGGAGUGAGCAAGGGCAUUUUAGGCUCAAGGAAUUGCAGGCGAAGAGAAUGGAGGCCCAGACGAGGCUGCUGGAAAAGCAGAGGAGAUACAGGGGAGCCCCCGAGGAAGAGGAAUCUUCGGAUGAGGCGGCGAUUGUUUCACCGCCGUCUGCAGUGGCCGAUUGGGCGGUGUCUUCUGCAGCGCGGAGCGCCGCGCUUUGUCGUGCCAUUGUAAAGAUCAAAACGGAAGGAUAUGCAUCUGGGAAGCGAAAACAUGAUGGACUGGAAUGUGUGGGUGCAGAGAAGGGUGCUACGAAUUCUCAGUCAUUGCCCAAUCCAAAUCCAAAGGACAAUGAUCCUGUGGUCAUCCCUGGAGCAACAGCAAAUGGAAAAUCAGACAAACUUUCUGAGACAAAGCUAGAGAAGCCUCCCAAGAAGAUUAAAGUUUCUAGAGGCUGCUCUCAACACAAUGGGAUGGAUGUGAUGAAACAGAUGCCUAGUGUGACUACCACUGGAGAUGGCCCCAAUGGGAAGAGAAUUGAAGGGGUUUUGUACAAGUACAUGAAAGGUCAAGUGAGUAUAGUAUGUGUUUGCCAUGGAAGCUUCCUUUCUCCUGCAGAAUUUGUCAAGCACGCUGGUGGCAAGGACGUCGAAAACCCGAUGAAGCACAUCAAUGUCUGCCCCACCUUCUAGUCCUUCUAGGUAAAUGGUGGUGGCUUGUGUCACCCCAUCUGAAAUGUUAGCAAAUGAACAACCUGAAUCUGAGCAAGAAACUUUAGUCUUUUUACUUCUCCUUUGUCUUAUUUCUUUUGGGUUAAAUGGAAACUUUUUAAUUUCCAUAUAAAAAUGAACCUGCUCCACCUAUGUUGCUUCCUU